Molecule: messenger RNA, 3573 nt
Organism: Symbiodinium necroappetens
Lineage: Eukaryota; Dinophyceae; Suessiales; Symbiodiniaceae
Source: the annotation of a GenBank genome assembly
GUGAUCACAACUUACGACCGCGCCUCCAAGCCUGGUGGAGUCGCACUGGCUUUCGAAGCCGUGGAGCUCUUGCUGUCUGUGGUAUCCGCAGCGGCGUACCUGGCGCCCUCUGGACGCCGUGGCUCCACCCGAGAGCCGCCGCUUCUCAGCGAGGAGGAUGGGAUUUCAAUGGUCGGUGAUGGGGGACGAUUUGCACGAAGCCUGAGCACCCGCGAACCUUCUCCUGAGGACCAAGUGGGCAUCAUGGGCUGGCUGGCCUUCAGCUGGUUCACGCCCAUUGUCGAUUUGGCUUUCCAGCGCGACAAGGAGAGUGGGAAGCUUGAGCCCACCGAUGUGUACCCGCUUACGAACAGGAACGUGGCAAACAAGCAGCUGGAACGUUUGGACCAACAGUGGCAGGUGGAGCUCCGGAAAGAGAAGCCUGCGCUCCUGUCUGCGAUGACGAGAGCAUUCUUCGCCGAGGUGUUCAGCACGGCUUGGGUCAAGCUCCUCAACGAUUGUCUGCAUUUUGUUGGGCCGUUCCUGCUCAACAGGAUCAUCAACUUCGUCAAGGGCACGGGCGAAGAAGCCGGAGAAGAACAGUGGGUUGGGUAUGCUUAUGCCAUUGGAAUGGUGCUGUCGUCAGCUUGCCAGGCUUUUCUUAUGGCCCACUACUUCCAGGGUGGCUAUCAGACGGGAAUGCGCUUGCGCACGGCGCUGAUCCUGAUGUCUUACAGCAAGGCGCUGCGAGUCCUGCCCUGGCCCAGUCCGCCGCCCCCGGAGGAAGCACCGGUGGAGCAGGAAGAGACCCGGCGAUGCUGCAAGAAGAAGCCAAAGAAGAAGCCCAGCCUUCCAACCGGCGGCAUGGGGCAGAUGACAAACAUCAUCUCCGCUGACACGGACAAGUUCACUUUUCUCAUGCCGUACUUCAACCUUAUCUGGUCUUGCCCCUUACAGAUCAUCAUUUGUUUCGUCAUGCUCUUCAACUACGUGAGUUGGUCACUCUUCGCCGGUGUGGUGGUGAUGAUCGGAUUCACCAUCGUCUCGAGCACCGUCGCCGGGAAGGCCAGGAAGAUCCAGCAGGAGGCCAUGAAAGCCAAGGACGAACGGCUGAAGAUGGAAGUGGAGCUCCUGAAGAUCGUGAAGAUCAUCAAGUUCUACGCGUGGGAGCUGGCCAUCGAAGACAAGGUGAAGCAGCUCCGGAACCAGGAGCUGGCACUGCAGCUGCGCUACAAGCUUUGGAACGUGGCUCUCUUUCUCUCCUUCUCCCUGAGCCCGGUGCUCGUGGCGCUGGGUACCUUCUCCUGCUAUACGCUCGCUGAAGGGAAGAACUUGGAUGCGGCCACCGCCUUCACCUCUCUGAGCCUCUUCAACAUCCUCUCGUUCCCACUAGGUGCAAUGCCCAUGAUGGCGCGCUUCUUCAUGGAGGCGGCCGUGGCCAAGGACCGUAUCGAGGCCUUCCUGCUGAGCCCAGAGGUUUCGGCGCGUCCCACACCUGCCAUCACGGCGGGCCAAGCUGUGGAGAUCAAGGCAUCCAAGCUCCAGUGGCCAGACAAGACCCUCCUCUUGAACGAGGUGGAUAUCUCCGUGGCCAAGGGCGACAUGCUGGUUAUCGUCGGAAAGACAGGUGUUGGCAAGUCUGGGCUGCUGUAUGCUCUGCUGGGCGAGCUGCCCAUUCCAGCCGAGGAUGGCAAGACGUACCUGACCGGUAGCAUCGGCUACUGCGCUCAGAGCGCCUGGAUCCGCAACGCUACGCUGCGUGACAACAUCACCAACAGCCCCUCGCUUGAAGCCGACGAGCGCUACGAGGCCGUCCUGGACGCUUGUGCCAUGCGUGCCGAUCUGGAGGUCCUGCCGCAAGGAGACCAAACACUGAUCGGAGAUCGUGGCAUAAACCUUUCAGGUGGGCAAAAGCAGCGGGUGGCCUUGGCUCGUGCCGUUUACGCGAACCCGGACAUCUACAUUUUGGAUGAUGUGCUCUCUGCUUUGGACUCUCACGUGGCCAGCCACAUUUGCAGCAAACUGUUGCGGGGGCCGCUCUUAGCCGGCAAGACAGUGAUACUCGUUACGCACUCUCCGAAGGCUGUUCCUCUUGCAAACCAGGUAGUUUGCUUGGAGGGCAAGAAGGUGGCCUUCAAUGGAAGCUAUGAGGCCUUCAAAGGCUCCAGUGCCAUGAACGAGGAGGUGAUCCACGAGGACGAGCCGGAGCCGGUGGCCAAACCGGAGGUCGACGACAAGAAGGAAAAGACGGCGGAGAAGAGCAAUGGCAGCAAUGGUGAGGUAAAAAAGGCAGAGACCAGCCCUAAGAAGGCUGCUGCACCGGCACACGAGGAGAGGCGCAGCGGGGCGGUCGCCUGGCAGGUCUAUGGAGCGUAUGCAAAGGCUUGCGGUGGCGUCCCAGCCGUGGGUGUCUUCCUCCUUACUGUCGCCAUUUCCGAGGGUUCUCGGAACUUCUCGGACGCGUGGUUGGCACACUGGAGCGGGACCGGUGGCAGCGCCAGCGGUUUGGGGAUGUACGCUCUCGCCGCGGCCAUUUGCUUUGUUGCAGGCAUUACCUACUCCACAUGUCGCGUCUUCGUCGGCCAGCGUGGGUCGCGGGUGUUGCAUGAGCGGUGCUUGCAUGCGCUGCUCAGAGCUCACAUGUCCUUCUUCGACCUGACGCCAAAUGGCCAGAUUCUGAACCGCUUGGCCGAGGACACCAACAUCUUGGAUUACAAUCUGCCGCAGACGAUGUCGGCGAAUAUCAUCUGGUUCUGGCGGGCAGCUUCAAUCGUGGUGGUCUGCAUGCUCGUGGGAUGGUACUUGCUCUUCUUGAUGGUGCCCAUGUUUGUGCUUUAUGCGCGUCUUGCGAAGAGGUAUCUGCCAGCCACGCGUGACCUGCGUCGACUGGAUGCGGCAGCCAGGAGCCCUAUCUUCAGCCACUUCUCUGAGUCCAUGCAGGGCGUGUCCACCAUCCGUGCCAUGCAGCAGCAGGAAAGGGCUUUGCACACGAACAUGACCAGGCUGGAAAGCCAGAUGGAAGCUUACUACCUCAGCAACACAGCAGCUCGAUGGCUGAGCCUGCGGCUCCAAUUCAAUGGCACCAUCCUGGUGGGAGCUGUGAGCAUCCUGGGCAUCUUCCUUUCGACGAACAAGCAGGUGUCUGCAGGUCUCGUGGGAUUGGCCAUCACCUAUGCGCUUCGCCUCACGGACACCUUGAACCAGGUGAACCGUGAAUCCGCAGACAGGGAGACGCAGAUGGUCUCGGUGGAGCGCGUGCAAAAUUAUGUGACCAACGUGAAACAGGAGGCGCCGCUGAGGAUCUCGCAUCCAAGCAUGGGCACAAACUGGCCGAGUCGUGGCAACAUUCAGGUGGACAAGGUUGUGAUGCGAUACCGUGAGGGUUUGCCGGUCGUCCUGAACGGAAUUUGCCUCGAGAUCAAGGCUGGAGAAAGAGUUGGAAUCGUGGGACGUACAGGAUGCGGCAAGUCCUCCUUCCUGUCGACGCUGCUUCGACUCGUCGAGCUCGAGUCUGGCUCCAUCACGGUGGAUGAUGUUGACAUCAGCCAAAUCGGUCUUCACGACCUCCGAAGCAAGGUUGCCAUGAUACCUCAG